Molecule: messenger RNA, 1932 nt
Organism: Nerophis lumbriciformis (worm pipefish)
Lineage: Eukaryota; Metazoa; Chordata; Actinopteri; Syngnathiformes; Syngnathidae
Gene: crhr2
Product: corticotropin-releasing factor receptor 2
Biological process (GO): cell surface receptor signaling pathway; long-term synaptic potentiation; adenylate cyclase-modulating G protein-coupled receptor signaling pathway
Cellular component (GO): plasma membrane; axon terminus; dendrite
Molecular function (GO): peptide hormone binding; G protein-coupled peptide receptor activity; corticotrophin-releasing factor receptor activity
Source: RefSeq, a predicted model, not a curated record
UUGAUUGAUGAGGUUGACAACGAUAACGAUGAUGACGACGACGGCGAUGAUGACGUGGCCGGCUCUUAUUGGCCAGAGCCAUUAAGCACUCAGGAGGAGCGGGAGCCAGAGACGCCGCCGCCACCGCCGCCGCCUCCACUCACAGGCGCACAAGGCUCGGCUGCGCUCGGAGCGCACGCCUCUCCACCCAAAGCCCACAUGCGCUAAGCCGGGACCAUGGAUGCCACUCUCUACCAGAUCAUAUUCGGGGAGCUGGCGGACUUAAACUGCACUUUGCUGGAAGCGUUUCCUGACACUUUUUGGGAAAACGCGUCAUUGUCCCAGCUGAGCGCGGACGAUUUCUAUUGCAAUGCCACCACUGAUGAGAUUGGCACCUGCUGGCCACGCAGCAGCACCGGGAAGAUAGUGGAGAGACCCUGCCCCGAGUACAUCAAUGGGGUGAAGUACAACACCACCAGGAGUGCUUACAGAGAAUGUAUGGAAAAUGGAACAUGGGCCCUAAAGAGCAAUUAUUCAAACUGCGAGCCCAUUUUGGAGGAGAAGAGAAAGUAUCCCGUGCAUUACAAGAUAGCGCUGAUCAUCAACUACCUGGGCCAUUGCAUCUCUGUGGGGGCGCUAUUAGUGGCCUUCAUCCUCUUCCUCUGCUUAAGGAGCAUCCGAUGUCUCCGCAACAUCAUCCACUGGAACCUGAUCACCACCUUCAUCCUGAGGAACGUCAUGUGGUUCCUGCUGCAGCUCAUAGACCACAACAUCCACGAGAGCAACGAGCCGUGGUGCCGCCUAAUCACGACCAUAUACAACUACUUUGUGGUCACCAACUUCUUCUGGAUGUUCGUGGAGGGCUGUUACCUCCACACCGCCAUCGUGAUGACCUACUCCACGGACAAGCUGCGAAAGUGGGUCUUCCUCUUCAUCGGCUGGUAUAUUCCAUGUCCAAUAAUAAUAGCCUGGGGCAUCGGGAAGCUGUACUAUGAAAACGAACAGUGUUGGUUUGGGAAGGAACCUGGAAAAUAUAUCGACUACAUUUACCAAGGACCUGUUAUUCUGGUGCUCCUGAUCAACUUUGUUUUCCUCUUCAACAUCGUCAGAAUCCUAAUGACCAAACUCCGCGCUUCAACCACGUCUGAGACCAUACAGUACAGAAAAGCGGUGAAAGCCACGCUGGUGCUGCUUCCUCUGCUCGGCAUCACCUACAUGCUCUUCUUUGUCAACCCGGGGGAGGACGACAUCUCGCAGAUUGUCUUUAUCUAUUUCAACUCCUUCUUGCAGUCCUUUCAGGGCUUCUUUGUUUCGGUCUUCUAUUGCUUCCUAAACGGAGAGGUCCGCUCUGCAGUGAGGAAGAGGUGGCACCGCUGGCAGGACAAUCACGCCCUGAGGGUGCGAGUGGCCCGAGCCAUGUCCAUCCCCACUUCGCCCACAAGAGUCAGCUUCCACAGCAUCAAGCAGACCACAGCUGUGUGACACAGGGGAACAGGCAUGCACACACACACACACACACACACACACACGCACACACAACGACUGAAGGAUUAGACUUAAUCUUUCUUCUGCACAACAACGGAAGUCUGAUAGCCACUAAUCCGCUAACGAGACGGCCGUGUGGCUACAGGUGAGAGGACUUUUCUUGCUGCCCGAUGAGAACAAUAACGCUGCAGAUCGAUGCAAAACAUAAGCAGGAUUCUGCAUCAUUAAUGCAUGUCAAAGCUGGGAAACUCAAUGGUCUGAUACAUCAGUUAAAUCAAGAACUUGCAGAAUGUAACAAAAAGGCUAAGGAAAGAGAAAAGGUGUUAAAACAAUUAUAGCCAGAAGCCAUUUCUUUUCUGCCUUUUCUUUUUGUCUUGUGAAAGUAGAGCAAAGGAUUAAGUUGGCGUGUUGGGAACAAUAUUCAUGGUCACUCAGACUUUUUCCUCUAAUUAAAGCAUCUUAACUGUA